CGCGCUGCCGCCGGGCUGGCGGGCGGACAGGCUCUGACGUCAGGCCGCCCUCCUGCUGCGUGAGGGCUGUGUUGUGCCGGGUUCGCGAGAGCGGCGGCCCGUCGAAGUCACCGCGAGUCUGAGGUUUUAAAUGACAUUAUCUAAAAAACGUGCAGAUGAUUCGAUGAUUUGGAAAUACUUUUUAUUGAAACAAAGGCAGGAAUAAGCAAGCAGAGAAGGAUGAGUCUGCUAAAACCUAGUGGGCUGAAAGCUCCCAGCAAGAUUGCCAAGCCUGCAAGUGCUGCAGUGAAGCAAGCAGCUUCUUCACAAUCAGCAACAUCCAUUGCUACCACAGACAAAACAUCAACUGGAGAGAAAUCUUCAAGUGCAUCCACCACGGAGGAUCAAGAAGAACACGUGGCUGACUUCAAUAUCGGAGAGCGCAUCUGGGUAAAUGGCAGUAAACCUGGAUACAUCCAGUUCCUUGGUGAGAGUCAGUUUGCCCCAGGACAGUGGGCUGGAAUUGUUUUGGAUGAACCAAUUGGUAAAAAUGAUGGUUCAGUUGCCGGUGUUCGAUAUUUCCAAUGUGAACCAUUGCAUGGGAUAUUUACAAGACCUUCAAAGUUGUCUCAAAGCCCAGUGAUAGAUGGUGAAGCUGGUGGUUCACAAACUCGUGCAGUGUCUGUUUCCAGAGCCACAUCACCAACAUCUACAUCAACCAGUGUUGCAACUGCUCCAUCUACACCAACUGCUCAAAAAGCUGCAUCAGGUGGACCUCAGGAACCUGCAGCCAUGUCCAACCUCUUAAAAACAGGAAGUGAAUCUGUGUCAAACCUCUCAGAAGCUGGUUCAGUUAAGAAAGGGGAACGCGAGUUAAAGAUUGGAGACCGGGUUCUGGUUGGUGGUACGAAAGCCGGAGUAGUGCGCUUCUUGGGAGAGACGGACUUUGCUAAGGGGGAAUGGUGCGGAGUCGAACUGGAUGAACCUCUUGGAAAGAAUGAUGGAGCUGUGGCUGGAACCAGAUAUUUUCAGUGCCAGACCAAGUAUGGUCUGUUUGCACCAGUUCAUAAGGUUACCAGAAUUGGAUUUCCCUCGACGACACCAGCUAAAGCCAAGACAUCUGUACGAAAAGUAGUCACCACCCCAUCAAAUCUCAAACGAAGUCCUAGUGCAUCAUCCAUCAGCUCUUUAAGCUCUGUAGCAUCUUCCAUCAGUGGGAGACCGAGUCGAUCAGGAUUGCUAACAGAAACGUCCUCGCGUUAUGCAAGAAAAAUUUCAGGCACCACUGCAUUACAGGAGGCAUUAAAGGAAAAGCAGCAGCACAUUGAACAGCUACUGGCUGAACGAGACUUGGAAAGAGGAGAGGUUGCCAAGGCAACUAGCCACGUGGGAGAAAUUGAACAGGAGCUCACGUUACUUCGGACGGAUCACGAACAGAAUGUAUUGGAGAUGGAGGCGAAAAUGGACCAGUUACGAGCACUGGUGGAGGCUGCUGACAGAGAGAAGGUGGAGCUUUUGAACCAGCUAGAAGAAGAAAAAAGAAAAGUGGAAGAUCUACAGUUCCGUGUAGAGGAAGAGUCUAUUACCAAAGGUGAUUUAGAGACGCAGACCAAACUGGAGCAUGCCCGCAUUAAGGAGCUUGAACAGAGCCUGCUCUUUGAAAAGACCAAAGCUGAAAAACUUCAGAGAGAGUUAGAAGACACUAGGGUGGCCACUGUGUCUGAGAAGUCUCGGAUUAUGGAGUUAGAAAGGGAUCUAACGUCACGUACGAAAGAAGUCUCGGAGCUUCGACAAAGACUCGCAAGCGUAGAAGUUUCUGGUAAUGUGGAGAGUGCACCUUUGUUGGAAGACAUUUCCUGUAUGCGAGAGAAACUUGCAACGAUAAAUGAAGAGCAUCAAUGUGAACUUAAAACAUUGAAAGGAAAACUUGAAACCUCAGAGGAAGAUCACCAAAAGAUAGUUCAACGGCUGCAAGGUGCCAGUGAAAAGGUAUCCAAGGAGAAUGUGACUCUCAAAUCCAAACUAGAUCAAGCCAAUAUUGAAAACUCAGAGGUUGUUAGUCUAUGGAAAAGCAAGCUAGAGUCUUCAAUAGAAUCCCAUCAGAAAGCCAUGGAAGAACUCAAGUUUUCUUUCAGUAAAGGAGCAGAUUCCCAAACCACAGAGCUUCUAGAUCUGAAGAGUAAUUUUGAAAAGCUUAAAACAGACCAUCAAAUGGAACUUGAGAAUAUUAAAAUACAGCAAGAUUUUGAAAAAUCAAACUACCUAAAAAAAACUGAAGGUUUAAAAUCUCAGCUAUUAGAAGUCACUGCAGAAAAGGAGAAAGAUAUAGAUACUCUGAAGUUGCAACUGGAAUAUGCUACAAACCAACACCUGGUAGAAAGGGAAGAGACUUUGACAAAACUACAGGAGACCAAAGAGAAGGCAACGGAAUUGCACGUUUUACAGGCUAAGAGCACUGAACAGGCACAAACUGUAGAGGAACUAACAGCUAAAGUAGCAGCAGCAGAACAAAAGGUGAUGGGUUAUGAAUUGCUGCAAGAUGUUGAAGCUCAAGGUAGAGAGGAACUCAAAAGGCUUGAAGAGAAGCUUGCAGCGGUUCAGUCACAGUUGAAAAUAACUGAAGCUUUAAAGCUUUCCGAAGGGAGCAAGGUUAGUGAUUUGGCCAAACAGCUGGAGGAGCAGGAUCUGUCAGUUGUUAAUCUGAAGCAAAAUCUGACUUUAGUGAGCCAGGAGAAACAAAAUUUCGAGCAACAACUUCAGACGAUGAAAGAACACUUUGAUGGAGCAUCUGAUGCACAACACAAAUUGCAAGAGGCCUCACAAGAAACACUUGCAAAGCUCCUUGUGAAAGAAGAGCAAAACGCUUCUCUUUCUUCUGAGGUAGUGGAGCUCAAAUCUCAGUUUUCUGCUCUCGAGAGAAGAACUAAAGUUGACGAGGAAAGGGCAGAACAACUCUCUGAGGAUAAAACCAAACUUGCGAACACCAUCUCUGAGAUGAUGAAGUCUUCAGGGGACAACUCUGCCCAACUAACAAAGAUGAAUGAAGAGCUGAAACUCAAAGAAAGGAGGCAGGAUGAACUACAAGAUCUGCUUCAUCAAUCCAGUGAAAAGGUCGCUUGUUUACAGGAACAUUUGGAGCAAUCCACAAAUAAAGCAAAACAGAUGCAGGAAGAGCAGCAAAACAAAAAUCAGACUGAGCUUCAAACAUUACAGGAGAAAAUAACAGAUCUGCAGCAGCAGGUGGAAAUGCACAGUGCACACACUAAGGAACUGCAAAACAACCAUGAGAAAGUAGUUUCAGAAAUAAAUGUAAACCGUGAUACUUUAGUGAAGGACCUCAAGACAAGGUUGCAGGAAACCAAAGAAGCACUGAAGAUCUCUCAAGAGAAAAGUAAUCAAAGAGAAAAACUUGUAGAAGAACUACAGAAGCAAACGGAACAGGUCCAGUCUUUAACCAGUGAGCUAGCAUCAGCCAAAUCUCAGUAUGAGCAAAUAGCAGAGGAUGUGAGAGCUUUGAAGGGAGAUAAAGAACAGAUGAUCCAGCAAAACGGUGCACUAAAAUCUGAGAAAGAGUCCUUAUUUUCUGAACUUUCAGAGGUGAAAUUACAGUGUACCUCCCUGCAGAAAGAGCAGCAAGUGUUAGAAUCAAAGAAUGAGGAUCUCCAGUUGGAAAGAACAGCAGUUUUAAAAGAGAGGCAGGAUCUCGAGGGUACUCAGCAACAACUUUGUCUGGAAAAGGACGCUUUGGUCACAGAAAAAGACGACCUUUCCUUAGAAGCCAAACAUUUGCAGCAGCUCCUGGAAAAGUUAACCAAAGAAAAUGAGGAUCGCCAAGCCUCGCAGUCGGACCUGAGUAAACAGCUAGACAAUAUUCAGAUAAAAUGCAAAGCUGCUGAAAGUGAACUAGCCCAGCUGCAUCAUAAAAAGGAAGAGUUGUUAUCGGCCCACGGGGAAAUGAUUGCAGAAAGAGAGGAACUUGCAAAAGAAAAAGACAGAAUUAUCGAAAAUUUUCACAAGUUUCGUGAAGAGACAUCGGUUGCUCUGGAAAAGCGGGUGAAGGAAAGAGAUGUGCUGAUAGUGGAAAAAGAUUCUACUCUAUUGAAAUGCUCAGAGCUUGAAGCACAAUAUGAAACUUUAACAAAGGAGAAAAUUCUGCUGAAAUCGGCACAUGAUGAGGUGAUAUCUAAAAAUGAAACUCUUACAAAAGUAAAAGAUGAUCUUAGUUCAAGUUUGCAGAAGACUAUCCUUGAAAAUAAAUCUUUCAUUAUUUCAAAAGAUCAGCUGCAGAGUAGUCAUGAUCAAUUGAAGAAUGAGCUGGAAAAAUACAUGAAGGAAAAUGCAGAGCUCCAGGCUUCAAAAGCUAGCCAGUCAAAACUCUUGGAUGAGAUUAAGAAUAGCAGGGAGGUAACAGAUUCUGAACGUAUUCAACUGCUCCAGGAGAAGGAAGAGCAAACAACAUCUCUGAGACAACUAACUGUAGAAAGGGAUGAACUAGUUAAGGAAAAGAUGGAGCUGACUGCAAAGCUGCAGGAAUCCAUUGAGGAGGCAAAGCAGCUAAAUGAAGAGAGAGAUGCCCUGAAAUCUGAGAAAGAUUUGCUUUGGCUGAAGCAGUCGCAGCUAGAAACGCAAUGUGACUUGUUACAAAAGGAGAAGGCAACCUUGGAAUCAAAAAGCAACAUGCAAAUGGCAGAAAAUGAAUCUCUCUCGGGUGAGAUAGUCGAAUUUAAAUUGAGCCAACAGCAACUCAUCUCUGAAAUUGAAUACACAGUUACGGAAAAAGAUCAGCUCUUCGGCAACGUUGAGCUUUUAACGCAAAAGCUUGACGAGUCUGCCAAAGUAAAUGAAGAACUCCAAGCCUCAAAUUCGAGACUCACCACACAUUUGGAUGAAAUUCAGAAGAGCAAAAAUAUUGUGGAUUUAGAGAGACAUUCCUUGUUACAAGAAAAGGAAAAGCUGGUAGCUGAACUUGAGGCACAGUGCUCUGAAAAGGAGCAUCUUACUUGGCAGAGGGUGAAAUUAGAGGAAAAGUACAAUGUACUGAAUGAACAAGUGAGAGUACUUGAGAACCAACUAAUACAAGAAAGAGAUGCAGCAAAAAUGGAAAACGAGGCUCUGAAUGAGGCUCAUGCAGAACUUGAAAAUAAUGUCCACGUAUUGACAAAUGAAAUGGGUGUUCUUAAAGCUAAGCAUGACGAAUUGCUUUCAGAAAAUAAUGUGUUAAUAAAAGAAAAAGAGAGAUUUCAAGCUGAACAAAAGAAGUUUGCUGGUGAGAGGGAAGAUCAAGUAGCUGAGAAGAAUGACCUAAUGUCCACCAUUGAAGAGCUGAAGAAGAAGGUUGAUACAUUGAGCAAAGAAAAAGUAGAGCUCCAGGCUUCAGAAUCAAAUCUUUUGAAACUCUUGGACGGACUUCGCAGUUGUCAGGAGAUUUCUGAUUUGGAUCAAGUGAGGCUGCAGGGAGAAAAUGAUAAUUUGCUGGCAGCAGAGCUAAAACUUCAGACAGAAAAAGAAGAGCUAGUGAGGGAGAAUGGCGAGCUAACAGAGUCCCUCUGCAAGUUACAGAAAGAAGCUGCUCUUUCUGCUCAAGACAAGGGAGAAAUUGAAACAACCCUGCAGCAGCUAAUGUGUGACAAGGAAGAAUUGCUGAAACAUGAAGAGAAACUUGCUUCCAAAUUAAAAGAUCUCCAGGUUCAUCAGAAUAUUACUUUAUCAGAGAAGAUUGAGGCUUCGAGAAAAGCUGAAGAGGCUGAGCAGUCGUUAGAGAAGGUUAUGAAGGAGAAAAAUAUAUUGGACAAACAGAAGGAUAAAAGUUUGGCAGAAUUGGAAGAGUCCAAAUUAAAGAACCAGAAGCUUGAAAAUGAGCUGAAAGCUCUUAAGGACCAGAACAAUAAAUGCCAAGAAGACUUGAACCACUCAAAACAGCAGCUCAGCUCAGAGAAUAAGAGAAUAGGAAGCCUUUGCAAAGAAAUAGAGGAGCUGAAGCUGGCAGCAGCCCAGGAAUCCCAGCAGCUGGCAGCAGUAAAUGAGGAAAACAGCAAACUGGCAAGCGAGCUGGGUAGGAGCAAAGACGAAGUCACCAGCCAUCAUAAGCUCGAAGAAGAGCGAUCUGCACUUAAUAAUCAGCUACUAGAAAUGAAAAAGAGCUUGCCCAAUAACACUUUAAGAGAAUCUUUAUUAAAGAAAGACUUUGAAGACGACAAAAAUUCUUUACAGAAAUCCAUCGCUACUACCAGUGCCUUGAUCACAGAUAAAGACAAAGAAUUAGAGAAACUCAAGAAUGAGAUUGCUCUGCUGCGAAGUGAGAAUGUCAUGGCAAAGAAGUUGCAGUCAGUAGUUCAAUCAUUGGAAUCCGAUAAAUCAAAACUUGAACAAAAGGUACAGAGUCUGGAGAAGAAAAUCAACGAUAACCAAAGACAACUUGAUAACGUCACAUCCUCUCCAGAUGAACACGUUAUCGAAGAGCAAAGGGAAGAAAACGAUUCUGCUGAGAGCAAGCAAAUGAUUGAAUUCCUGAACUCCGUGAUAGUGGAUUUACAAAGAAAGAACGAACAACUGAAAGUACAACUAGAAAAACUGGCUGAAGCAUCUCUAAAUGGGAAUGUGGCUAAUGAUGUGAACAAUUUUGAAUGCUUGGAUGAGACACAAACAAAGAAGAAGCCACCUCCACGACUCUUCUGUGACAUAUGUGAUUGUUUUGACCUCCAUGACACUGAGGAUUGCCCCACACAAGCUCAGGUGUCUGAAUUUCCACCGCAUUCUACUUACCAUGGCAGUAGAAAAGAUGAUCGCUCCUAUUGUGACACCUGUGAGGUAUUUGGGCAUUGGACAAACAACUGCAAUGAUGAUGAGACUUUCUAAUGCGCCGCUCCAUCCUAGACAUUGGUGUAUUUCUUUGUAGAUCUACAGUUUUUAUUUUUCAUUUCUGCUUCAUGUCACUUUUCUCCUUUCAAUACUCUACUUCACAUUCUUAACUCCAUUUAUUAUAAUUCCAUGAUAAACUAACUUUGAAAAUAGAUUCUACAGAGCAACUAAUUUGAAUUAUGGUUUGAUGUACAAAACUCUAGCAUUUGAAAUUAUCUGCUUCUGAAUGUCAGACUUUGUAUAAAGAGUGUGAACAUUAUAUUGAUUUCUUACUGAAUGUAAAAUAUAUUGAAAUAUAUGUGGGGAAAUUAGGCUGAUAAACCUGUAUAUACCUUUGAUUUAUUUUGCCCAAAGUAUUUUACUCAGAAAUCAACAUGCAGAUAUGUUGAAUAUUUUUCUUUCAUUUCUAAGUUUGGGUCUUGAAAUGAAUGUAUAGUGUUACAAUUGUUGCCGGGAGAAGGUAUAUGUAAAGACAGUAUUAAUCCGAACACUGUGUGUACUAUGUCAACUUUAAUAAAUUAUUACCUUUCAUGUUU
Molecule: messenger RNA, 7373 nt
Organism: Amblyraja radiata (thorny skate)
Lineage: Eukaryota; Metazoa; Chordata; Chondrichthyes; Rajiformes; Rajidae
Gene: clip1a
Product: CAP-GLY domain containing linker protein 1a
Exons: 28
Coding region: 220-6834 (2204 amino acids)
Biological process (GO): cytoplasmic microtubule organization; positive regulation of microtubule polymerization
Cellular component (GO): nucleus; microtubule plus-end; cell cortex
Molecular function (GO): microtubule plus-end binding
Source: RefSeq, a predicted model, not a curated record